CAACUUCCCUAGUUUCCUCCCCGCUCCGUUCAGUUUCGCUCUAUGGACAGAUCAGCAAACCUGGAGACAGAGGAACUCAAGGUCCAAGUUUUCAAUCCCAGAGACUGGAAGUUCAUUUUGCUCUGUGGCUGGAAAGAAGUCCUACUCUGUCCUAUGACCCGAGAGCAGUAUAUAUUAGCAACACAACAGAACAGCCUUCCAAGGACUGAGCAACCUCAGUUUUACCCAGUAGGGAUUUAUGGAUGGCGAAAGAGGUGCUUAUACUUCUUUGUCCUACUGCUGUUGGUUACCAUGAUUGUUAAUUUAGCAAUGACAAUAUGGAUUUUGAAGGUUAUGAAUUUCACAGUGGAUGGAAUGGGAAAUUUGAGAGUCACUAAAAAAGGAAUACGACUUGAAGGAAUAUCUGAAUUUCUACUUCCACUAUAUGUGAAAGAAAUCCAUUCCCGGAAGGAUAGCCCACUGGUCUUACAGUCUGACAGAAAUGUAACAGUGAAUGCAAGAAAUCACAUGGGACAGUUAACUGGACAACUGACAGUAGGAGCUGAUGCUGUGGAGGCUCAGUGUAAGAGAUUUGAAGUGAGAGCAAGUGAAGGUGGAAAAGUAUUGUUUUCUGCAGAUGAAGAUGAGAUUGUCAUUGGAGCUGACAGACUGAAAGUAACAGGCACAGAAGGGGCAGUGUUUGGGCACUCUGUGGAGACACCUCAUAUCAGAGCAGAACCUUCCCAAGACCUCAAACUUGAAUCUCCUACUAGAUCCUUGCUGAUGGAAGCACCCAGGGGAGUGCAAGUCAGUGCAGCUGCAGGAGACUUAAAGGCUACCUGUAGGAAAGAACUGCAUUUACAGUCCACAGAAGGGGAGAUAUUCUUAAAUGCAGAUACAAUCCGCCUGGGAAAUCUACCAGUGGGUUCCUUUUCCUCCUCCUCCUCCUCCUCCUCUUCCUUCUCCUCCUCCUCCUCACCCAGCUCUUCAGCUCCUCGCCAGACUAUCUAUGAGCUCUGCGUCUGUCCCAAUGGUAAACUUUACCUGUCCCCAGCAGGAGCAGGCUCCACAUGUCAAUCCAGUAGCAACAUCUGCUUGUGGAGCUAGAAUGACUCCAUUUUAUCCUCACACCAGAAUAGCCUUUUGUUACUAUCCCUCUGCUUCACAGUUCUGCUCGGUUUCCCUUGUGACAAGUUCAACGCUUCAAAAGGCCUGCAGAGCAACUUCUUCCAGUGUAAGCAGGAAUACAGCGCUGCCUUCUCUUGUGGUGUGUGGUGCCACUCAACAUAGAGAUGGGAGUGACAUAUUCAGAAAUAAAUGUAUUCUUCAUCAGGAAACCUAGAACAUAAAAUCACCUUUUUUUCCAAAAGGGACAAUAACACAGGUGCCUUUGCUACUUGAAGUGAAGCACAUAGUUUUAGAUUUUUGCAGGACCUGGAUAUGAACUGCACAUAAAUAUAUAUAUAUAUAUAUAUAUAUAGUACAUAAAUUUGCCCAGAAUCUGAUGUUGAGAUGAAUUGGUUCCCUCUGUAUGAUAAAUAACUUUACUGUCUAAAAGCACAAUUUUCCAUUCAUCUUUUUGGAUGUAAACUUUUAUCCCUGAAUUUUAAAAUUUUGAAGCAUUGUGUGAUGCUUGCUUUAUUACACAAAUUCAGUAAAUGAUUUUUAAUACAAAAAGAGACAGAAUCCCUCCCUGAGUUUGGUUUCUUUAAAUAUGUGUUGUUACUCUUUUCCUACCAAGUCUAGGGUUUUAUACACUAGGUGCAUUUUGGAAGUGCUCAGCAAUAUUACCUUUCAAAGUUAAAAAACCAUAUGCUCUUGUUUGUCAGAUCUGAAUGACCUUAUAUAAUAUUUUCAUGGCUACUGCAUGUGAAGUGAUUGCUUCAAGUAAAACAUACAAUUUCUGGAAAAGAAGAACAGGGUAAAGAAGGAAAUUCUGAUGAUAUGUUUGUUGAUCAGUGUAUUGCUCUUCACAGGGUACUUGUAAUUGGCAAAUAUAAAAACCAAGAGAGAAAUCUUCAAAGGUUCAUCUUAUCCACUUUCUGGCUGUGUCAAACUGCUGCCAUUUGAACACAGUAAAAACGUUGGUACUAAUGUAACAUGUGAUGCUGAGAAGCAGUGCACUAACAACUUGUAUGACAUUCACAUUUAUUAUUCUCUUUUGUUUACCAUCUUCUGCUAAGGUUUCAAAGUAAUAGUAAUAUAUAUAAAAUCACAUAUUAAACAAUAUUCAGUAUUAUAAAGUAUGUUGAUAUUACGCUGACUUUAUCAGGUCUGUGUUUAAAAUAUGCAGCCACAUUUGCACUCAAAGCUCACUACUGACUUUCUCUUUUGACAAACCUCAUGACAGAUUUCUUUGUUGUGUCAAUGUUCUUACUUGUUUGGCUUGGUUGGUAAUUGAAAUAUUAUGAAAAAUGCUUUGGUAUACUGCUGGUAAAUUUGUUCGCAACAUUGAUUAACAAGAGUAUCUUGAAACUUGCAGAACCCAGGAAUGUAAAACAGUAUAAAAAUGCUUCCUAUUGUGGAAGAUGACUUGAUUACAUGAGGUAAGUGAGCUUUUUAAUUCUAUGCUUUAAAUUACAUCACCUAGCUUGUAGUUUUAGAGGCUUCUGAAUGUAAGAUCAUAAAUGAAAUGUCAGCUUUUGCAAAGUAAUUCUAAAGUCAAGGCAGACAGUGCAAGUUGGGUACUUGUACGCAAUUCUUUUUCUUAGAGAAAAAAAUGAAAACGAGCAAACUAAUACUAUGAUUGCCUUUGUAUUUUAUUACCACCUAAUUAGGUUGAUUUUGUUUUCACUUCAGAUGAAAUUCACUCCUAUGCAGAAGACCAGCACAGGACAUGUCAAUGGCUUGACUGGUGCUUGCCUUAUCUUUGGCCCUCUUCAGAGGUGUGAAUUUCACCCCAUAGCAAGAAUUCUGUAUUUGCAGUUUUUACGAGCUAAAUUAAGAUUUCGAAUUGAUUAUUUUACCACUUCAAAAGAAUACCAUUAACAGCUGAUUUUUUUUUUUUGAGAAUUUUAUUCUUGGAAAGAAAAUAUAUUAGAAAAUAUUCCAAGAAAAUGUAUUAGAACAUGAGGAUUUUUAGCAAGAGGGACAAAAAGAGAUACAAAUGGAAAAGAAGAUGACAAUAAAAGAUUAGAAAGUGUAGCCAUACAAUACACACUUAAAACUGUAGGGAUAUAGAUGUCUUUUUCUUAUGUACGCAAGUAAUAGAAUGGUAGUGUGAGAGUCAUGGUUAAAUAGUGUUUCAGGAGGAAAAGUAUAUAGAUAUGUAUGAAGGCACAUCUAUAUGUAGUCAUUAUCUGUGCACACCUACAUACACCUGUUACUGAAAAGAUGAACAAACAUAUUAUAGUGACUAAUCUAUUUGGUGAAUUAAAAUAUGACUUCUUACAAUAUAAAUAACCUAAGGAUUUUUUUCCCCCUUAAAUAAACCCAUGGAAUGGCUUGCAGAUAUUUUGUCAUGAAUUCUCUACUGAAAAGUUCUUGUUUGUUUGCUUUUUACCUUAUGUGAUUACUUACCUGUUAUACAUAUAAAAAAGGUUUCUACUCACUGGAUGGAAAGACCCAACCUUUAUAAAUUUUACACAACUUGGGUGGAAUGGGCAGGUGCAAAAAAAAUAUUUUGUUACUAGCUUAUUUUAAUGAGACUGGAAUAAUUUGCCACUUGGCAUGAAGAAAACUCAGAGCAGAUAUGUGGAUGCUGCAUUGGACUCCACAAAAUCGAGUAGGUCCACAUAGCUCUUCACUGUCAGGAUAUUCUUUAUUGGAAUCCCUUCAGUCUGAAGUAGAGAGUAUUUAAGAGCUUCACCAACUGAUUAGGUAGCAUAAAAAAUUCUCAUGUCUCAGUAUUGUGGUGAAUUUCAUAAUAUCAAUGUUUUACUUUAAAUUCAUCAAAAACUGUAAGGGAAAAAACCCAGUUUUUAUUUUAAAAAGUAUUUCUAGCCCACAUGAUUUCAGGGGUUAUUGCAAAAGUGAUUUAAUGGACUUACAGAACUAAAAAUUUAGAAUACCAUCCUUAUGACUGCAAUGACAUAUAUGAAAAGACCUUAUUGGCUACAUGAAUUUAAUAUAUAUCAUAGAUUAACCUCCUGUAAAAAAUCUAUGUCAUGAUAUUAUAGGAUACUGUCUCUUUCUUGUUUAAAAAAA
Molecule: messenger RNA, 4125 nt
Organism: Corapipo altera (White-ruffed manakin)
Lineage: Eukaryota; Metazoa; Chordata; Aves; Passeriformes; Pipridae
Gene: SGCZ
Product: sarcoglycan zeta
Exons: 9
Coding region: 43-1086 (347 amino acids)
Biological process (GO): cardiac muscle tissue development; heart contraction
Cellular component (GO): sarcolemma; sarcoglycan complex
Source: RefSeq, a predicted model, not a curated record